Messenger RNA from Caenorhabditis sp. 36 PRJEB53466, 4627 nucleotides. Lineage: Eukaryota; Metazoa; Nematoda; Chromadorea; Rhabditida; Rhabditidae. The record is from the annotation of a GenBank genome assembly.
AUGCACUUCACCCGCCGCGCCGUCUCUCCGAGGGCUUCUUUCGUGUUCGACCGCCACGUGGGCACCAUCAAUUCUUCGUUGUCACGACGUCCCCGACUUUCCGAGUGUGUUGAAGAAGAGGACGAGAUUAUCAGCGGAAGUAUUGAGAUCGAGAUGAGGCCGACGAUUCAGGAGAGUACUCCAGUGAUCAUUCUGGAGGAGGACGAAUCCGAGCACAACGAUGAUCUCGGUUCGUUCUCAAUUUGUUUAUUUACACUUUUGCGACCUAGAUAAGGUGAGUCCGAAGGGAACAGCGAAAUAACUAUUACUCAUUCGUCUUUCAAGCUUCGAUUUGUUUAGCGGGUUGUGUCCGGAAGUAUUUCCCCAGUGUUCUAGCUUUCUGCAAAGCCAAGAAAAAAAAUGGUCUACGUGACUCCUACUUCCUCAGAUUUUCUUCUCCGAUUAGAUAAGUCACGUAAAAACAAGUGCAUUUUUUGCCGUGGAGAGACUUUGUAGUUGAAGUGAUCUGGUCAUCAUCCCAUCGCAACUCAUAGUCAGUUUAAGAUCCGAUAUCAAUAUUUACUUUUCGUCGAAAAGUCAACAGCCGUCCGACCGGAGGACACACACUAGACAGAAGAAGAUUUCAUCGAGGAACAGGUCCGCCCGAAGUCGCAAAUGUUCCUCUAUCUUCCUCGGCGACCUUCAGCCGAUUUGUCAUAACUUGUGUGGUGCAGUGUAAUAUUGCAAAGGCCCCUUCUUUCCCACGUGUCAUACGAUGAUGUCCCUUCUCUCUCUCUCUCUCACUCUCUCUCUCUCUCGCUACUUUCUGCCCCUCUUUCCACUUCCGCAAGUCUCUUUUGGCCAGCUUCUCGCUCGCUUUCCGCUCCCAUCGAAUAUACGCUUGGUAGUCUGCAUCUCCACUUUUUGCUCACUAUUUCAUAGACUCUAAGCAACAAAGUCGAUAUAUUUUGGGUCCUUUUACUUUCACAAAAAAAUGUGCUACUUUUUUUUGAAGGUCUGAUUCUGUUGUUCUAAACGGUGUCCUCAAAAAAUAUAGUUGUAGCAGUCAAACAGAAAAAAGAUUUCGUAAAGUAAUCUGUCGAGUGCAGAUGCACUCAAUGCUGUUUGACGAGCGGGCCCAUCUCAUCCCUCUCAUAUUUCGCUCCACCCGACUUUUGAUCUUACUUCUGAGCGGAUGAGCUUGAGUUUGAGGGUAUAAGACCAGUCAACAACAAACAUUGUUUUCUAUUUAUUUGACGCCGGAAGGAAGCUUUUCUUAUCUCAAAUUUGAGUUCAAAAAAGCGGUCUUAUUAGUCACAGUUCCUUUACAAAAACGUAUUCUUCUUUUGCACAGCCCAUCAUAGAAAUUUGACCUUUAAAAGAUGUCCGCGAUUUCGGCUAAUUUUAGAAGGAUGGUAAUCACGUUAGCCUCUUCUACACGUUGAUAACCCACGUGUGAUAAUUCGGUCAACGUGAGUCUCUGCCCUCCGUUUCUCUCCCCCCUCAAACCAUUCCGCUCAUUCUUUUCUUACUCUGUGUCCGCCAUGCAACGCUUUGCCACCGCAGCACUUUCAAAAGGUGAUCUAGUAAGAAAUGUAUGAAAAACGCGAAAAGAAGAACAGGUUUUAUGUGAAUUUCGUCGCUUUUCUGCGCUGGAAAAAGGAAAAAUAAAAUAUUGGCAAAUUUUCAACAAAAAACGAGACGAGCGAAUUGGCCGUCACGUUGGUUUUUUUUAUGGCGGUGAUAAGGAUUGUUGCCAUUUUAUAUCGCAUCAAUGUUGUGGGUACUCUGACCACGGCUAGGUGGUUUCUUAGUUGGAAUCUGACCUUAAUAAGAUUUUUCCCUUGGAUUUUUCAAACUACGCGCAAAGUGUGCAAUCACCGUAAUGACCACCGUAACCUUGAAACAAAACUAUGCCAGAUUUUCAGAAAAAUUUCUUCCAUUUUCUUCCUCUUCUGAACUAUUUUUACAAAUAUUAGUUUUCAGUGAUGUCGGUGGCGCGUUCGGCACGCGUUCACUUCGCGGUCGAUGUCGAAAACUUGCCCGCGCAUCAGUCGGUGUACGUGGUGGGAUCGACUGAUGCGCUCGGUGCUUGGGAAGCCAACCGGGCGAUGCCGCUAGUCCAAGAUCCCGAACGAAAGUGAGUUUUGACCUAUGAAAGUGAAAACCCUUUGCGCUUUUAAGAAUCCGUUGGAAAGGAUCGAUAAUGACUGAUGUCGAUCAGCUCAAGUUCCGCUAUUUCAUCGGCUACAAUCUGAUGUCUGACGAGGGAGAGAAGCUGGUUGUAGGUAAGAAAAUGUUUUAAAAAGUCUAAAGAUUACAUUUAACAUUGCAGACCGAUGGGAAGCUUUUCUUCAUCCACGCUCUACGCUUUGCAACGUCGAGAGCCGCAACGGAGAAUGCCGCCAAGAUCGUGUGGAUAUCUUCGGAUAUUAUGGUAAGUUUCACAAAAAUUGGAAAUCCUUGUAACUUCUUUUUUCACGUGACGUUGGUAAAACUCGGCCGAUAUCAACAGUUUUUGCGUUCAAAUAAGCGAGUUCUCUUACCUGAGGUCACGUGAAUUCAUACAUAUUCACUAGUUCGUUACCGUAAUAAUGAAACAUCUUUCAGCUGGUAGAAAAUGCGUGUCGGACGGAUGGCUUCAGCACGCCGACGAGAAUCAAAUCUUGCUCCGCCUUCACGGGAACGCUCUGAAAUUCUACAAAACCUCCAAAGACCGAAAGAACUGUCGUGUCAAAAUGACGCCGCUGGAUGUACGAUACAAGCAGCCGACCAGCGGACACAUCAGUUUCAGCUACGGAGAAGACGAGGAGGACGACGAAGACGACUCGAAUGUUCCGUCGAACAAGUGCACUCACUCGGCCACCCAUGUUGCCGUCCUCUCCGAUCCACGCCCGAAGUUCUAUGAUCAGGAGGAGACUGGAGUCGUCUUCAACAACAAUAAGGACUAUUUGGUGUUUCGUACCCAUUCACUGGCCGUCGAAUUUCUCACUUUCUAUAUUGAAAUAUUCUCGGAGGAGCGCAAACGAAUCGGCGCCUGCUACGCCCUUCCGUCCUCUCUCCAGGACGCUUCCGGAACCAUCCACCUGCCAUUCAUUAACUCUUCGGGCCGUCCGAUCGGUCAAGUUUCCAUCGAGUAUCUUUGCGUUCGUGCGUUGACCCGUCUGAAUGUUCCGCAGCUCAUGGAGCAGACGUUCUGUCGUCACUGGAAGAAGAGAAACAAUGCGUUGGAAGUGGGACAUCGUGGUGCCGGAAACUCGUACACAAAGUUCGCGAUGGCCAGGGAGAAUACGAUUCAUUCGCUGAACACGGCAGCCAAAAACGGAGCGGAUUACGUUGAGUUCGAUGUGCAACUGACGAAAGAUCGCAUCGCCGUCAUCUACCACGAUUUCCACGUGCUAGUGUCAGUGGCCAGAAGAGAUGGACAUGCUCAUCCACCUCCAAUGACUCGCGAACAGGUCGAUGCAUCGAACCUGGACUUUCAUGAGCUCCCGGUCAAAGAUCUGAAGCUCUCGCAGCUCAAACUCCUGAUGCUCGACCACUUGAGCUUCCCGCAGAAGAAGAAAAAUGUGAAGAAACUUGUGGAAGCUGAAGAAGAGGAGGAAGACUUCAAACCGUUCCCGACAUUAGUCGAAGCUCUUACCAAAGUGGAUCCGGAUGUUGGAUUCAAUGUGGAAGUGAAGUAUCCGAUGAUGCAGAAUGUUAGUUUUAAGUGCGAUUUUGCUUUCAGAAAAACCAAAGUCUCGUAACCUUUUCCAAAUUUACAUUGCUGCACGUGAUCUUCGUAUUUACUGGAGGUCACGUGAAAUUAUUACAAAGGCUGAAAAAUGUUUAUCCUACGUAACGAAUUACUUCUCCAACCCGUGCCUAUUUUUCAGAACGGAGAGCACGAGUGCGAUCACUACUUUGAGCGAAAUCUCUUUGUCGACAUCAUCCUCGAAGAUGUGAUGAAACACGCGGCCAACCGAAGAAUCAUGUUCAGCAGUUUCGAUCCGGAUAUCUGCUCGAUGGUGGCUACCAAGCAGAACAAGUAUCCAGUGCUGUUUUUGUGUGUUGGCGACACUCAGAGGUACACUCCAUUCCAAGAUCAGAGAACGAGCACGUCGAUGACUGCCGUCAACUUUGCCGUCGGAGCCGAUCUUCUCGGCGUUAACUUCAAUUCAGAAGACCUUCUCAAGGAUCCAAUGCCAGUCAAAAAGGCCAAUGAGUUCGGAAUGGUCACAUUUGUUUGGGGAGAGGAUCUGGACAAGAAGGAGAACAUCCAGUAUUUCAAGAAGGAGCUGGGAGUGGAUGGAGUCAUUUACGAUCGUAUCGGAGAAGAGGAACGUCGUCGCAACGUGUUCAUUGUGGAGCGAGAGCAGAAGAAAGCUCUGUUGAGUUGCUCCGGAGCCAGCACUCCACAACGUGCUCCAUCGCCGUCGCCAGCCAGCGCCGAGAACAACAAUUCCACGCCGCCAGAAACUGCAAAGACGACACGCAGAACACACUCGGAUCCGGCGUUGUUGGAGGAGACCGAGGAGGAAAGUGUUGAGGUAGAAAUCGUCGGAUCGAAUUCUUAGAAUGAGUUGCAAACUUAUUUUUGCAGAGCAUCACGGAUAAACUGAACAUUUCGAGCUUCCAAACUGCGCCAAUGGUCUCUACAAAAUAG